Solenopsis invicta (red fire ant) is the source of this 1032-nucleotide messenger RNA. Its product is annotated as farnesyl pyrophosphate synthase-like. Gene Ontology annotation, molecular function: dimethylallyltranstransferase activity; (2E,6E)-farnesyl diphosphate synthase activity. The transcript has 6 exons. The record is from RefSeq and is a predicted model, not a curated record. Gene Ontology annotation, biological process: trans, trans-farnesyl diphosphate biosynthetic process. Lineage: Eukaryota; Metazoa; Arthropoda; Insecta; Hymenoptera; Formicidae. Gene Ontology annotation, cellular component: cytoplasm. The annotation marks the transcript as partial.
AUGGCCAAUAUAAUGAAAUGGAUGAAAAACGAGAAGAAGGAAACGAUGGCAGUAUGGCCAGAAAUUGUUGAAGAUCUUACAAAUUUAAGUGAGAAUACCAUCGUAAAAGAAAAAAUGAAAAAAAUAUUAGAAUACAACGUUCUUGGCGGUAAGCUAUUUAGAGCGUUAAUUUUAGUAUACACCUUCCAAUUAAUAGCAAAGGAACAUAUAAAAAAAAAUAUGAGUAUAUUAAUAUGCAUCGUAGGUUGGUGUUUAGAACUGAUGCAAGCUGCUUGCCUUAUGAUUGAUGAUUUGCAAGAUAAAUCAUUACUUCGGCGAGGAAAGCCGUGCUGGUACCGAUGUGAGAAAAUUGGACUAACAGCAAUAACAGAUGCUCUAAAGCUGGAAUAUUCAACAAAUUAUUUAAUAAAAAAACAUUUGAAAGAAAAAGAAUGUUACAUAGAUCUUAUGGAAAUGUUCAACGAAAUUAAACUCAAAACAAUAAAUGGCCAGUUAUUAGACUUGGAGUUAUCCAGCAAUAUCAAGAAAAAGCCAAAUUUGGAAUUAUUCACAAUGGACCAAUAUAAUUAUAUUGCUACACACAAGACGGCCUAUUAUUCUAUCUUUUUGCCAAUAACAAUAGCAAUGCGUUUGGCUGGAAUAAAAGACCAAAAAAAUUUUAUGCAAGCAAAAUCAAUUUCAUUAGAAAUAGGACGUUUGUUUCAAAUCCAAGAUGACUUCUUGGAUUGCUUUGGAGAUUCAAAAGUCAAUGGCAAAGACGGUACUGAUAUUCAGGAUGGAAAAUGCACAUGGUUUGUUGUUGUGGCUCUCCAACGAGCUAUUCCGGAACAGCGUAAAAUUUUAGAAGAAUGUUACGGCUUUUGGGAUUCAAAAAAAGUGCAACGUGUAAAACAACUGUACGCUGAUUUAAAUUUGCAAAAAGUUUACAUGUUAUAUGAAAAUAAAGUAUUUAAUUUAUUAAAUAUACGUAUAAAGCAGAUGUCAUGUGAAAUUCCACAUGAGAUUUUUUUGAAUUUAUUAAAAAUAUUUUAU